Paramecium tetraurelia is the source of this 372-nucleotide messenger RNA. RefSeq lists its product as uncharacterized. The transcript has 2 exons. The record is from RefSeq and is a predicted model, not a curated record. NCBI's taxonomy places the organism in Eukaryota, Ciliophora, Oligohymenophorea, Peniculida, Parameciidae.
AUGGAUCAAGACUUGAAUGAGAAUUUAAUUAAGUUGAGUUUACUGAUGAGACAAUCAAAUACCAAAAAACCUAUUUAUAAUCCCUCUAAAUAUUCAAAUUUACAUCUCAUCCUAGCAAGAUCAGUUAGCAUCAGCACUCAAUCAUCCUCCAGAAUGAUUUAAAUCAAAUCUAAUUAGAAUACUUAAAAUACUAGCAAGGCACAAUUGAUUCCAUAAGAAAAAUAUUUUGUCAGUAGAAGAAUGUCUUUGGCAAAGUAAUUAAAGACUUGUGAUUCCUAUUUAUAAAAACGCAAAAUCGAAAGUCAAUUCGUUAAAACUGACAAUCUAUGUGGUUUAAAAAAAGUAUUCGAAAUCGGAAAGACGCUUCUUUGA